GCAACUCCACUCUUCAACCAGACUUCCAACAGACCACGACAACGGGCAAGCUCGGCGAUGGGCCCAGUCGACGGGAGAGGCAGCAGGCAGCAUGAGCUGAAUGUGCAAGUGCUGCUUGUUCGAGCAGAUGUUUCAUACGACAAACAAACAGUCCUCGUGAGUCGAGAUAUCCAGGAAGACCUCGUCGCGAACGGACAACAUUAUCUCGCAUUGGCAACACAAACCAAGGCUUCAUGGACACUCUUCAAAACAGCCCCGGCAAGCACCAACGAGCGCGAAUGGAAUACCCUCUGGUUACCACCAGACCUCUAUACGCGUUACUGCAGUCGCACAGUCUUUGCAAGACCUUGCUCACCCAUUCAACUACAAUCUGUUAUCAUCGUCUUUCCCGAAUCGACAUAUACCCUUGUUUCGCAGAGCAAGCAGGCGUUUCGGGCAUUACUCGAGCAAGGAACGGUUCUGUGCACGGGUGAGUCUGUUGAGGUACACGGGUAUCGCGGUGUCAUUCGCAUGUGUGAGCCUGUUCGACAAGGUGUUCUGAGUGCAACCACGGAUAUCGUCGUGGCGCGUGAACCACCGUCUGCAGACAGUUGGAAUCCGCAUGCACACGAGGACGCAGCAGAGGUGGAUGCGAGUGAUAGCGAUGACGAUGAAGUGAAUGAAGCGGCUUUUGCUAGUCUCUUGCACUCGGGCUUCCUCUCAAAGCAGACAACACACCUCACUUAUGCGCUUCCUGGUACCGACACACAACUAUCGCCAACCCUCGAUCUGCCUGCUGUACCCCUUCAUCGCAAUCUCUCACUAGAUCGCAGUGCGCCACAAGCGCGUGGAGAUCCAGAGUACUGCGCAUAUGCACCCCUUGCGCUACUCCUAAAACUUGGCAGCUUUUCCGGUGAAUCGGUGGUCCUUGCUACCGCUGAGACAUCACGGACACUACAACUCCUGGCGUUACCGGUUGACUACGGGAUAACGGAAGUUGAAGCCGUCUACCUACCACCCGUACUGCUCUACAAUCUCUGUGGCCAACAACGACGUCUCAAGGUAACGAAAGCUACAAACCAAAAAGAACGACCCGUUGCCACGUCUGUGACACUGGCACGCGUACCGAGUCCCGCCUCAACGGAUCGAAUCUUGCAAAGUGCCUUUCUAUCAGCCCUCAAGUACCAUUUCGAGCAACAUCGACGGACUGUGCGACAGGGUGAUUUAUUGCUAUUGGGCGUGAAUGAAGCUGUUGCACGUAUGGUAGGGGAUACGGGGCCGGAAGAGGAUGUUUUGACUGAAUACGCACAUGCGUCUGCCAUGCAGUGCGAUACAUUCGCUUGGUUCAAAGUCCUUGAAGUCACGGUGGAUGCAGAUGCUGCAGAAGACGAGAGCGAGGCAUAUACCGACGAUGCUGUUGUCGAUGCCGGGAGUACGAAAAUGGUACAAUCUGGCGUUUGCAAAGCACGUAUACCGGCGUUGUCGGAUUGGGCGACCUAUUGCCGUGUGCCUGGCAUUGCAAGCACAUCUACCACGGCGGUCGAGUCAGUCUCUGCGCAGCGUCUCUAUGAAUUGGUUGCAUCGACGUUCAGUAAAACGGCGAGAAAGUCACAUGCAUCGGCAACUGUCUUGAUUCACGGUGCUCGAGGGUGUGGCAAGACGACGCUUGCUUCCAAUAUCGGCGCACGCCUCGGGAUGCAUCUAUUGGAGGUGAAUUGUUAUCACCUUGUUGGCGAGACAGAUGUCAAGACUGAGGCGUAUUUGCGCUUUCGAUUUGAAAAAGCAGGUGCAUGCAGUCCAUGCAUUCUACUCCUUCGCAAUAUUGACGCAUUGGCGAAAAAGAAGGAUGACAUGGAAUCCGGUCAAGAAUCUGCUAUGCGAUUUGUCUUGGCAGAUUGCUUGAAACGUGUCGCUGUUGAUGCAGGAGAAUUCCCCGUUGCUGUUGUGGCAACGACUUCGGAAAAGGAUAAAGUACCAGACGGCAUUCUUGGUUGUUUCCGGCAUGAAGUGGAGAUGAAUGCCCCUGAUGAGGCCGAACGAUUCAAAAUUCUAUCGACACUGACACAGCAAGUACCACUUGCACCAGACGUCAGCGUACAAAGCCUUGCCGUCCGGUCAGCAGCACUCGUUGCGGCAGACUUGGUGAAUGUCUUGAAGCGUGCUCGUAAUUUCGCUCAGGAUCGGAUGGAAGCGCUCGCUGCUGAGCUCGCGACACCCUCUGCCCAGCGAGACUUGUAUCUCGCUGGUGAGUGGUUGACGGCAGAUGAUUUCGACAAAGCUAUUGGUGAAGCGCGGCGAAACUACUCAGAUGCUAUUGGCGCACCCAAAAUCCCCAAUGUCACCUGGAACGAUGUGGGUGGACUUGCGAGUGUCAAGGACGAUAUCCUGGAUACAAUUCAACUGCCGCUUGAAAGACCAGAGCUUUUUGCUAGUGGCAUGAAGAAGCGAUCCGGUAUUCUCUUCUACGGUCCACCAGGCACAGGCAAGACCUUGCUUGCCAAAGCCGUGGCGACGUCUUUCUCACUCAACUUUUUCAGUGUCAAGGGACCUGAAUUGCUCAAUAUGUAUAUUGGUGAAUCGGAAGCCAAUGUUCGACGUGUCUUUCAGCGUGCACGCGAUGCCAGGCCCUGUGUCGUCUUCUUUGAUGAACUGGACUCUGUGGCGCCCAAGCGUGGCAAUCAAGGUGAUUCUGGCGGCGUCAUGGACAGGAUUGUCAGUCAACUCUUGUCAGAACUCGAUGGCAUGGGCGGCAGCGAAGGGGGUGGUGUCUUUGUUAUCGGUGCGACCAAUCGACCUGAUCUGCUUGAUCCUGCAUUGUUGCGACCUGGUCGCUUUGAUAAGAUGCUGUACUUGGGUGUACCUGAUUCAGACUCUGCACAGCUCAACAUCCUGCAAGCACUCACUCGCAAGUUCAAGCUGGACCCUGCCCUGGACCUUGAAGAAAUCGCCAAGGCGUGUCCCUUCACGUAUACCGGUGCAGACUUUUACGCAUUGUGUUCAGAUGCGAUGCUCAAGGCUAUGACGCGACAAGCAAGUGCUGUGGAUGCAAAAGUCAAAGCACAGCCGGAACCCAUUUCAAUGCAGUACUUUUUCGAUCACCUUGCAACGAAAGCCGAUGUGGAGGUUGUUGUGAGUAAGGUGGAUUUCGAAGAGGCACUUAAGGAGCUAGUGCCGUCUGUGAGUCAGAGCGAGUUGGAUCACUAUAAGAAGGUGCAGGCGCAAUUUUCAACACCAGCAAAGGAGGAAGCCAAGCCUGCUGCUGCUACACCUACUGUUGCUGUAGAUAGAAAGGGCAAGGGCAAGGAAGUUGCCAAUGGGCAUAUGACUAAUGGCCAGAGAGCACACUUUGGAGGGGAUGGUGCGGAGGAGGAUGAGGACAUGUAUGCUUAGGUCCUUGGUAGUCAAGUUGUACAUGUAGUCAUGCCAUCUGAAUUCCAGGGUUAGUGUUCAG
Molecule: messenger RNA, 3430 nt
Organism: Protomyces lactucae-debilis
Lineage: Eukaryota; Fungi; Ascomycota; Taphrinomycetes; Taphrinales; Protomycetaceae
Product: P-loop containing nucleoside triphosphate hydrolase protein
Exons: 2
Coding region: 58-3369 (1103 amino acids)
Biological process (GO): protein import into peroxisome matrix
Cellular component (GO): peroxisomal membrane; cytosol
Molecular function (GO): ATP hydrolysis activity; ATP binding
Source: RefSeq, a predicted model, not a curated record